Molecule: messenger RNA, 1094 nt
Organism: Numida meleagris (helmeted guineafowl)
Lineage: Eukaryota; Metazoa; Chordata; Aves; Galliformes; Numididae
Product: borealin-2
Exons: 10
Coding region: 86-949 (287 amino acids)
Biological process (GO): mitotic sister chromatid segregation
Cellular component (GO): spindle midzone; chromosome passenger complex; chromosome, centromeric region
Source: RefSeq, a predicted model, not a curated record
UGGUGGUGGGGAGGGGGGGAGAAGCCCCCGCUCGUACAAAAGCCUCCGAGCGGAAGCGGCGCGUCCGUCGCGCGGGGUGGCAGCCAUGCCCCCGAGGAAGGCCCCGGCCAAGCGGCGCAGCACUGACUCGGGCGUGGAGCGCGACCGCGGGGCCCUCUCUCAGGAGAAGAAGGAUCAGCGCAUCUCGCUCUUCCUCAGCGAUUUCGACCAGCAGGCCAAGGAAAGCAUCCGGGAAAUGAAGAAAGAACUCGAUUUGCUCUUGCAAAUGGCUGAGAAAGCGUUCAUGGUGGAACUGCUGAAGAUGCCGACUGCCAUCAGAAAGAUGAAAAGAAAGGACUUGCUCAACUUGCAAGAAGGGGAGGAAUUGGCCCUUGCUGCUGCAGCGACUGACUGUGCUCUAGAAGAUGUACCAAAUCCAAAACUGACAAGGACCAACAGCAAAAAAGUUAAGGUAACUACAAUUGUUGAGUAUGGAGACGCCAAGUAUACAUCUGCAAAGAAAAUACCUAAAAAAGUAACCAAAUCAAAAUCACUGGUUUCAUUGAGCUCUGGUUUGAACAGCAAACUGAACGGUCUUUCUAGAUCUGUUUACUCUUCCACAAGUGUGAAUGAGGCUGUUAAGACUCUUGCCUCUGACUGCAGUGCCACAAAUAUCAAAGCCACGCCAAAAGUAUCUAAAAGUGCUGGACUACAACAAGCUGUCUCAAGAACUAUACCUACCAGUGAAAGAGUUCAAGGCAUGAUACUAAGAAGUAAAUCGGUACCCCAAGAUAAAACUGUUCCAUUUGUAAACAUUCCUUUGGCUGAUGGACAGACACUCUGUAUGGCUGGUGGAGACCUCCGUAACAUUGAUGUUCAACUCCUAAAUCGAGAUACAGUACAGCAUAUUCAUAACCUAGUGAGUGAGCUGACUGUAUUAUGUGGAAAGGCUACUGCUAAGUCAAGUUAAUGGAACUGUCUUUUGACAACAGAAUACUCACGGCUGCUCUUACUUUCCUCCUCUGAAGUGUUCAGAGAAUGUCUACACUGUCUUAAUAAAGCUGUAUACUGCUGAAUAAAUAUACAUAUAUUUUACAUAAAAGCUUACAAUUUGA